Messenger RNA from Tupaia belangeri chinensis (Chinese tree shrew), 5131 nucleotides. RefSeq names its product coiled-coil and C2 domain containing 2A (gene CC2D2A). Bases 185 to 5026 code for a protein of 1613 amino acids. The transcript has 37 exons. The record is from RefSeq and is a predicted model, not a curated record. Gene Ontology annotation, cellular component: ciliary transition zone. NCBI's taxonomy places the organism in Eukaryota, Metazoa, Chordata, Mammalia, Scandentia, Tupaiidae. Gene Ontology annotation, biological process: protein localization to ciliary transition zone; non-motile cilium assembly.
UCUGGGAUGUGGCUGCAGCUCCUGGGGAAGCAGUCCGGCGGCUGCCCCGACCCUUUUCCUUCAGAGCCUUCUGGAAGAUUCAGCAGCAGUAUCUACUGUCUCUCUCCACUGCCUGUCCACCCCAGAAAGCAGAAUCUGCAAAGUGCCUUUCGUAAACUUCCUUAAGGGAUCCGUCUCGGCCAAAAUGAACCCCAAGGAAGAAAAAGUAAAAAUCAUUACAGAGGAAUUCAUUGAGAAUGAUGAGGUCGCAGAUGGGAGAAGGAAGAAGACCUCGAAGGUUCAACGACAACGAGGAAAGAAACAGACUCUAACCACUGGCCCUGAGGAAAUGGUGUUGGAAAAAUCCCACCUUGGCAACCAGCAGGAUCCUAUGCAGGAAGAGCCUGAGACUCACCUUGUGAGCAUGCCGUCCAGGCAGGGGCCGCGGAGCUUACCUCCAAUCCCUUCAGCUUCCAGAACAGGCUUUGCAGAGUUUUCCAUGAGGGAGCGCAUGAGGGAGAAAUUACAAGCUGCACGGUCCAAAGCAGAAAGUGUGUUGCUGCAGGAAAUUCCCACCCCACAGCCCAGGCGCUUACGAAGACCAAGUGAGAAAGAGUCGGAGACUGAAUUUGGCACUGAGUCAGGUAAAGAAGUACGAAGGACCCAACCAGAAGAUGAUUCCCAAAGUUAUUCAAGAGUCAAGUUCGAUAAUUCUGUACGAAAAAUCAAGUCGAAACCCCAGACUCCACCUGGUUUCCCUUCUGCAGAAGAGGCCUAUAACUUCUUUACUUUCAACUUUGAUCCUGAACCAGAAGAAUUGGAAGAAAAACCAAAAGCAAAAAAUAGAGAAAGAAGUAAUCAAGAGGAGGAAGGAGAAGAAGAGGAACCUCCUAUACAAGAAGGGGAUGAAGAAGAGCUGCUCAGUGGUAAAGAUGCUGAGGACUUCCUAUUAGGCUUAGACCAGACAACUGAUGAUUUUCUGGAAGUCAGACCUGCAGAUUAUGAAAGUGUGCAUGUCCGGCUGCAGAUGGAAGAAGAAGCCCUCUUCAUCCCCAGUAGACUGACAGUGCCUACCUAUAGAAAGCUUCCUGAGAAUGUGCAGCCCAGAUUCCUGGAGGACGAAGGCCUCUACAUUGGGGCAAGACCCGAGGUGACGUGCACCAACCAGAACAUCAUGGAGAACAGACUGCUGGCCCAGGACCCGGAGAAAAAGUGGUUUGGAGAUGAUGGCAGAGUCCUAGCACUGCCAAACCCCAUCAAGCCGUACCCUACGAGGCCCCCAGUGCUAACAGCGGGACAGAGCAUUAAAGAAGAACUUGAAACAUUGUAUAAAAAGGCUGUGAAGUACAUCCACAGAAGUCAGCACAUGAUUGGAUCUGGAGACCCUCCUGGAAAUUUCCAACUGGACAUUGAUAUUGCAGGGUUAAUCUUCACUCAUCACCCCUGUUUUAGCCGAGAGCAUGUUUUGGCAGCCAAGCUGGCUCAGUUAUACAACCAGUAUCUUGCAAGACAGCAGAGAAACAAGGCGAAGUUUCUUACUGAUAAGCUCCAAGCUUUAAGACAUGCUGUUGAGUUCGGCCUUAAUCCAGAAAAACCUCAUCAGUCACUUGAUACAACCCAGAAAACCAUCAAUGAAUAUAAAUCAGAAAUUUGGCAAACAAGAAAACUGCGUGAUGCUGAACAAGAAAAAGAUCGAACACUGCUUAAGACCAUCAUUAAAGUUUGGAAAGAAAUGAAAUCCCUUCGAGAAUUCCAGAGGUUUACGAAUACGCCCUUGAAACUCGUUUUGAGAAAGGAAAAAGUUGACCAGAAAGCAGAUGAAGAAGCAUUUGAAGCAGAAAUCCAAGCUGAAAUCAGUGAAUUGUUGGAAGAGCACACAGAAGAAUAUGAACAGAAAAUGGAAGAGUACAGAACUUCAUACCAGCACUGGAAAGCCUGGAAGAAAGCCCAAAGAGCCAAGAAGAAGAAAAAAAAACACGCAGCAGAGGAGCAUCCUGAUGAAGAGAUCGAAGAGCCGUAUCCUGAAGAGGAGCCUGUGAAGCCCAUCCCUCCAGACCCUCCAGACAGGCCCGUGAUAGAGCAGCAGGUGAGAGAGAGAGCGGCCCAGAGCAGGAGGAAGCCCGGGGAGCCUGUGCUGGUCCCAGAGCUGAGCCUGGCAGGGAGCAUGACGCCCAAUGACCAGUGUCCCAGGGUAGAGGUCCUGCGGCGGGAAGACGUGAAGAGGCGCUCAGUGUACUUGAAAGUGCUCUUCAACCACAAGGAGGUCUCCAGGACAGUCAGUCGGCAGCUAGGAGCAGACUUCCGAGUUCACUUUGGACAGAUUUUUAACUUGCAAAUACUCAACUGGCCAGAGAGCUUAACACUGCAGGUCUAUGAAACAAUUGGACUUAGUAGUACCACCUUGCUAGCAGAAGUGUUUCUGCCUAUUCCUGAGACCACUGUUGUCACCGGAAGGGCGCCUAUUGAAGAAGUGGAGUUUAGCAGUAACCAGCAUGUGACACUGGACCAUGAGGGAGUAGGAAGUGGAGUGCCCUUCUCAUUUGAAGCUGAUGGCAGUAAUCAACUGAUCCUAAUGACUUCAGGGAAAGUGUCCCACAGUGUGGCAUGGGCUAUUGGAGAAAAUGGAAUACCUCUAAUUCCUCCAUUGUCACAGCAGAGCAUUGGAUUUCGGAGUGCUUUGAAGAGAGCAGAUGCCAUCUCAUCUGUUGGGACAUCAGGACUAGCAGACAUGAAAAAGUUGGCCAAGUGGGCAGCAGAGUCCAAGCUCGACCCGAAUGACCCCAACAACGCCCCUUUGAUGCAGCUAAUCCUGAUUGCAACCAGUGGUGAAUCCUAUGUCCCUGAUUUCUUUCGACUGGAACAGCUGCAACAGGAAUUUAACUUUAUUUCAGACGAGGAAUUAAAUAGAUCCAAACGAUUCAGGCUUCUUCGUCUUCGAAGCCAAGAGGUGCCAGAGUUUCGGAAUUAUAAGCAAAUUCCAGUAUAUGACCGAGAAAUUAUGGAAAAGGUAUUCCAGGACUACGAGAAACGGUUACGAGACAGAAAUGUAAUUGAAACCAAGGACAAUAUUGAUGCCCAUAGGGCCAUAGUAGCCAAGUACCUCCAGCAGGUUAGAGAAUCAGUGAUAAAUCGUUUCCUAAUUGCAAAACACCAUUUUCUUCUUGCUGAUUUGAUAGUAGAAGAAGAAGUUCCCAAUAUCAGCAUUUUGGGCCUAAGCCUUUUCAAACUGGCUGAACAAAAGCGACCACUGAGGCCAAGGAGAAGGGGUCGGAAGAAGGUGACAGCCCAGAACCUGUCUGACGGAGACAUCAAGGUGCUGGUGAACGUUAUCCGGGCUUACGAUAUCCCGGUGAGGACGCCGACAGCGAGCAAAUUCCAGAAGCCAUCAAGGUCUUCAAGGACUUUCAGAGAAAAGCAUCCUGCCUCCCCAAGCACACACAGCCCAACGCACAGUGCUGACUACCCUCUCGGUCAGGUUUCAGUACGUCCUUUUGUAGAAGUCUCUUUUCAACGAACGAUUUGCCGCACAACUACAGCUGAAGGACCAAACCCCAGCUGGAAUGAAGAACUUGAGCUUCCGUUUAGGGCCCCUAACGGGGAUUACAGUACAGCCAGUUUGCAGUCAGUGAAAGACGACGUAUUCAUUAACAUCUUUGAUGAAGUCAUGUACGAUAUCACAGAGGAUGACCGUGAAAGAGAAAGUGGAAUUCAUACACGUAUUGAAAGACAUUGGUUGGGAUGUGUGAAAAUUCCAUUUAGCACAAUAUAUUUCCAAGCAAGGAUUGAUGGAACAUUUAAAAUAAAUAUUCCACCAGUUCUUCUGGGCUACAGUAAGGAGCGACACAUUGUUGAACGGGGCUUUGAUUCUGGCCAAAGCUUAAGUGAGGGCUCUUACAUCACCCUGUUUAUUACCAUUGAACCUCAGCUGGUUCCUGGGGAGUCAGUUCGAGAAAAGUUUGACUCUCAGGAAGAUGAGAAAUUGCUUCAAGCAACAGAGAAGUUUCGAGCUGAUUGUGCCUUAAAGUUUCCAGAUCGACAGUGCCUUACCACCGUAAUUGACUUGAGUGGAAAAACCGUUUUUGUUACCCGUUAUCUCAGACCUUUAAACCCUCCUCAGGAGCUCCUUAACAUGUACCCCAAUAAUGCACAGGCAACUGCAGAACUGGUGGCUCGCUAUGUUUCCUUGAUCCCGUUCUUGCCUGACACCAUUUCAUUUGCUGGUGUCUGUGACCUGUGGAGCACAUCUGAUCAAUUCCUUGAUCUCCUGGCAGGAGACGAAGAAGAGCAUGCAGUAUUGCUAUGUAAUUAUUUUCUGUCCCUGGGUAAGAAGGCCUGGCUGGUAAUGGGCAAUGCUAUUCCUGAGGGUCCAACUGCUUAUGUACUAACCUGGGAGCAAAGUUAUUAUUUCCUGUGGAAUCCCUGCAGCGGACAUUUUUAUGGACAAUUUGAUACAUUCUGUCCUUUGAAAAGUGUGGGCUGUUUAAUAGGUACUGAUAAUGUUUGGUUUAAUAUUCAACCAUAUGAUUCUCCACUAAGGAUAAAUUUUGACGUCACCAAGCCCAAGCUAUGGAAACCUUUCUUUUCAAGAAGUCUUCCAUAUCCUGGCCUUCCCAGUGUCCAGCCUGAAGAGCUAAUUUACCAGCGCACAGACAAAGCGGCUGCAGCUGAACUACAAGACAGGAUUGAAAAAAUACUAAAAGAAAAAAUCAUGGACUGGAGACCACGCCACCUGACUCGGUGGAAUAGAUACUGUACCUCUACUCUACGCCACUUCCUGCCUCUGUUAGAAAAAAGUCAAGGAGAGGAUGUAGAAGAUGACCACAGAGCAGAACUGCAGAAACAGCUAGGAGACUACAGGUUCUCUGGAUUUCCCCUUCAUAUGCCCUAUUCCGAAGUGAAGCCUUUAAUUGAAGCGGUGUAUAGCACUGGUGUGCAUAACAUUGAUGUUCCUAAUGUUGAAUUUGCUCUAGCUGUAUAUAUCCACCCAUAUCCCAAAAAUGUUUUAUCUGUUUGGAUCUAUGUUGCCUCCCUUAUACGUAACAGGUAAUUUUUUUCACUUUUUUUUAUAUCUUGUAAAAACUACAAUCAGGAUAUGAUAAUAUUUUUAUACUGAUCACAUAUGAAAUGUUACUUUCAAAAUAAUGAAAUAAAA